UACUCCUAAGGAGCGAACGGCCAUUGAACAGAAAGAGGAAGAAGAAGAAGAACGGCGCGAGCUCUUCAGUCCUCUCUGAUCGUGUUCUGCUGUGUUCGACCUGGUCCUGCUUGCCACAUUACAAUGAGCUGUGACGUUGUAAAGAUAGAGUUAAAUAAAGAGAAGAAUAAGGAUUUUACGUGCCAUCAGUGUGGAAAGAGCUUGUCGUGUAAAGCAAGUCUCAAAGACCACAUGAGAAUCCACACCGGAGAGAAACCCUUCACAUGUCCUCAUGUGGAAAGAGUUUCACGCGUAAACAAGGCUUUAUACGUCACAUAAGGGUUCACACCGGAGAGAAGCCGUAUGUGUGCAAGCACUGUGGAAAGACUUUCAGAAAUGGGGCAAACCUUUGGUCUCACUUAAGGGUUCACAGUCACGAGAAGCCAUUCAAGUGUGCUCUGUGUGUAAAGGGUUUUUUAAGUAAAGACCAUCUCGACCGUCACAUGAGAGUUCACACUGAAGAAAAGCCUUUCUCAUGUCCUCAGUGUGAGAAGUGUUUUAGAACUAAAUGCAGCCUUGGUAUUCACAAACGAAUCCACGUCGCAGAUAAUCCUUUCUUGUGCUCUCACUGUGGAAAACAUUUUGUAUCUAAAAGAAACUUUGACAGUCACAUACGGAUUCACACUGGAGAGAAACCGUUCACAUGUGAUCAGUGCGGAAAGAGUUACAAAUGGUCAAAUAGUCUCAGAAUUCAUAAAAUCAUUCACUCCGGAGAACAGCCGUUUAAGUGUGAUCAGUGCGAUAAGAGGUUUGUUCUGGAAUCACAACUAAAGGACCACAUGAGAACUCACACUAAAGAGAAGCCUUACUUGUGUUUUGUUUGUGGAAAGAGGUUUACGUGGCUGGGCAGUUUUAAAGACCAUCUGAAAAUCCACUCUGUGUGAAAAACCUUACAAGUGCUCGCAUUGUGAGAAGAGUUUCAAACAGUCAGGAGCCCUAGAAGACCACGAGAGAAUCCACACUGGAGAGAAACCCUUCCGUGCGGCAGGAGAUUCACUCAUUCCAAAACUGCAAUGAUGCACAGAAAGAAGCACUGCCCAAAAUUAAAGUCCGUAUGACUGAAGAAACAAGAGCUUAAGAGCUCAACGGUUCAUGUUGCCCUUGUUUUACUCUGCUAUUUGUGAUUCGAAUGUGAAAAAUGUUCAAGCACACCUUACUGAGCAUGCAGUCUUUCACAUAAUAUACAUUAAUCUGUAGUAAAGUUACUACUCUUCAUUAGUAUGUGAUUGUUCACUGCACCCGAAUCAUUCUUUACAUCCUGGUUGCAAAUGUAAAGUUCAGUUUGCUCUGUUCACAGACGUGAAAUGUCAUCCAUUCUUCAUUUCCUUCCACCGCUCCGUUAUUCCUUCCCUGUUUAUAUAACCUGUAUCAGUCUGUAGAAUAAUAAAAUGUCUUGUCACAGUGAAGAUUUAUCAUUCAGUAAAUUUUAGAGUCUCUCUCACCACAAAUCAUUAACCUCAAUCAUUUCUGUUCUAGAAACCAUUAAUCAUUUGAUGUGAUUUUCUCUCACAUGUUCAUUCGGCUCAGUGCAGUUUUUAACAAACCGCCUUUGAUUAAAGAGCUGUCAGAAAAGUAAAACUGAGAACUUAUACUAAAGAAAUUAGAGUUGUAGCCUUGUUUUGGGGAAAUAACAGGUGUUACUAAUAUAAUUUAAGGAAACCUUUUUAAUUGAGUUUAGUAAUAGCAAAGACUAGGGAGUUGUAAAGUAAAGUGAAGUUUACUUUGGGGUUUUGGCGGUUCGAACGCGUCAUCUGCGCAUGCGCACUAACAUCGGGAUCCACCGGGACGCGCGUCCUCCUUCAGUCCAGCAGGUGGCGGUAACUCAUCUUACACUUCUGUGCUCUCCGCCAAUAACAACAGUAGAAGAAGAAGAACAAUAACAGCGCGCACUGCUCGAUUAGGUCAUCCUUACCACAUAAGCAUGAGCUGUGACGUAAAGAUGGAGUUUGUUGAAGAGGAGAAUGAUGAUACAUGCCAUCAGUGUGGAAAGAGCUUCUCAAGUAAAAGAAACCUCAAAGAUCACAUGAGAAUUCACACCGGAGAGAAACCCUUCACAUGUCCUCAGUGUGGAAAGAGUUUCAGACAGAAAGAAUGCUUUAUGAUUCACAUAAGGAUUCACACCGGAGAGAAGCCGUUUGCGUGUCAGCUGUGUGAAAAGAGUUUCACGAGUCGAGGAAGUCUUAACAUUCACUUAAGGGUUCACAAUAUUGAGAAACCAUUCAAGUGCCCUGAGUGUGAAAAGAGUUUUGGACGUAAAGACCACUUCAAUCGUCACAUGAGAAUUCACAGUGGAGAUAAUCCAUUCUCAUGUCCUCAGUGUGAGAAGUAUUUUUUAACUAAAACCCACCUUGAGAGUCACAUACGGAUUCACACUGGAGAGAAGCCGUUCACAUGUGAUCAGUGCGGAAAGAGUUACAAAUGGUCAAAUAGUCUCCGAAUUCAUAAACUCUUUCACUCCGGAGAAAAGCCAUUUAAGUGUGAUCAGUGCGAUAAGAGGUUUGUUCUGGAAAAAGACCUAAAGGCCCACAUGAAAACUCACACUAAAGAGAAGCCUUACUUGUGUUCUGUUUGUGGAAAGAGUUUUGCAUGGCUGAUACGUUUUAAAGACCAUCUGAAAAUCCAUUCUGGUGUGAAAGAGUAUUUGUGCAAAGACUGUGGUAAAGCCUUUACUGCAGCCACUCAGCUGAAAGUGCACCGCAGGAUCCAUACUGGAGAAAAACCUUACAAGUGCUCGCAUUGUGAGAAGAGUUUCAAACAGUCAGGAGCCCUAAAAGACCACGAGAGAAUCCACACUGGAGAGAAACCCUUCCAGUGCCUUCCGUGCGGCAGGAGAUUCACUCAUUCCAAAACGGCAAUGAUGCACAGAAAGAAGCACUGCCCAAAAUUAAAGUCCAUAUGACUGAAGAAACAAGAGCUUAAGACCUCAACGGUUCAUGAGUUCUGAAUUAUUGCCCUUGUUUUACUCAUUGGGAUUCGAAAUGUGAAAAAUGUUCAAACACACCUUACUGAGCACGCAGUCUUUCAUAUAAUAUAAAUGACAUGUAGUAAAGUUACAAAUCUUCAUUAUUAUAUGAUUGUUAACAUGUACACUUGCAUUAUUGUAAUACUUUCUUAAAAAAAGGAAUAAAAUGAAAUCCAGUUUCUGUUAAAAUAUUCACUUGUAGAGAUGGACUUUACAUUAAAACAAAUAUUCCAAUGUGA
Molecule: messenger RNA, 3240 nt
Organism: Cyprinus carpio (common carp)
Lineage: Eukaryota; Metazoa; Chordata; Actinopteri; Cypriniformes; Cyprinidae
Biological process (GO): regulation of transcription by RNA polymerase II
Molecular function (GO): DNA-binding transcription factor activity; RNA polymerase II cis-regulatory region sequence-specific DNA binding
Source: RefSeq, a predicted model, not a curated record